Molecule: messenger RNA, 1716 nt
Organism: Capsicum annuum
Lineage: Eukaryota; Viridiplantae; Streptophyta; Magnoliopsida; Solanales; Solanaceae
Exons: 4
Coding region: 1-1716 (571 amino acids)
Source: RefSeq, a predicted model, not a curated record
AUGGAUAGAUUCGAGGGUGAAUACGAGGAUCCCAUGGCAGAGUUUAAGUUGAUAAAGCAACAGGGUACUGUGAAGGAAUAUAUGAAAGAAUUCGAUAGGAUUAUGGCUAGAUUAAAUAUUUUGCCUGAGCAUGCCAUCAGUGGGUUCAUCACUGGUUUGAAACCGGAGAUUGGAUUUGCUGUGAAGAGUCAUAGGCCAUUCACGCUACCUCAGGCAUAUCAGCUGGCUAGGAACAUUGAAUCCCAGAUAAUUAUAGGGUCAAAGAAGGAACCAGCUGUAAGUUUUAAUAGAGAGAAAAGUAGGAGGCUGACUCGGGUUGAAAUAAGUGAGAAGAGGCAGAAGGGCUUAUGUUUUUUCUGUGAUAAAAAGUUCGUACUUGGUCACAAAUGUGUGACAUCCAACAGGCUUCAUCUAUUGAAGGUAGAUGAAGAUUAUGAGGUGGUGGUGGUGGAUGAUUGCAAGGAUCCAGAACCUGAACCAGGGGAGGAAUUAGAAGCAGAAAAAGAGAUUUGUGAAAUAUCCUUGCAAGCUCUACAAGGAGUAACUGGUUACCAAACCAUGAGGGUGAUAGGUAGCACACACAAUUUCAUGGAAGAAGAGCUAGUUAAGAAAUGGGGUAUUGUAAGUCAGACUGUUAGCCUACAACUGAUCAAUAUGGCUGAUGGAGGGAUUAGGCAAACGAUGGAGGCAUGUAAGGGGUUCAACUGGCUGAUGGGGGGUACUUCUUUUGAGUACAACUUCCUUCUCAUUCCCUUAGGUUCAUGUAAUAUCAUUUUGGGAGUGCAAUGGCUCAAACCCCUAGGUGACUUGCUCAUGAACUUUCAAACUCUUACUACGAAGUUCCAAUAUCAAGGCAGGGAAUGCACUUUGACAGGUAUCAUGGAAAAGACCAAGAUAGUUGAGCCCAAGAAAUUAGACAAAUUUGUUGAUGAUAGAGCACAGUUAUUCAUGACAAAUGUCUCAUCCAAGAUAGAGGAAGUGGUGAAUGAUAGUGAGACACCAGUGGAGAUAGUAAAGUUGAUUAAGGAGUAUGACCAAUUUUUUGUUGAUCCAAAAGGUCUACCACCUACCAGGGGAUCUUUUGAUCACAGAAUUCCCUUGGUAAACAACAGUCAUCCAGUGAAUCUUAGGCCCUACAGAUAUUCUUCCAAGCAGAAGGACAUAAUCGAGAAGCUAGUGCAAGAAUUAUUGGACCAAGGAAUUGUUCAAACAAACUAUAGCCCAUAUGCAUCUCCUGUGGUCUUGAUGGGAAAGAGAUAUGGGUCAUGGAGAUUAUAUGUUGAUUAUAGAGCACUAAACAAGGCUACCGUGAAGGAUAAAUUUCCAAUCCCUAUCAUUAAAGAAUCGUUAGAAGAGCUUGGAGGAUCUAGCAUAUAUUCUAAAAUUCACCUAAGGUCAGUAUUGGCAAUGCCUGUUAGUUCUCUGCAGUUUAUUGUGGAGACAAAUGCAUGUGACUUGGGGGUGGGUGUUGUAUUAAUGCAAGAGGGCAACCCAAUAGUUUUCAUCAGUAAAGGGUUAUCAGGGAAGUAUUUGACGCUUUCAGUAUAUGACAAGGAGCUCUUAGCUCUAGUCCUAGCUAUUACCAAAUGGUCACAGUAUCUUAUGGGUAGGUCCUUUGUGGUGAGGACUGAUCAAAGGGCUCUCAAAAUACCUUUCAGAUCAGAAGCUGCACACUAUCCUUCAAAUGAAAUGGGUGGCAAAGCUCAUACAAUAUGA